Messenger RNA from Acanthaster planci (crown-of-thorns starfish), 8200 nucleotides. Its product is annotated as cGMP-dependent 3',5'-cyclic phosphodiesterase-like. Gene Ontology annotation, molecular function: protein binding; 3',5'-cyclic-nucleotide phosphodiesterase activity. The record is from RefSeq and is a predicted model, not a curated record. Lineage: Eukaryota; Metazoa; Echinodermata; Asteroidea; Valvatida; Acanthasteridae. Gene Ontology annotation, biological process: signal transduction.
GAGACUAAUCACAGAUGGCGUUGACUUAGAUCGAAAUGUUAAUUCAAGCAAGACUUGCUGCCAUUAAUUUGCCUGUCCCUCGUGAGCGGUGGAAAUCGCACAGGACUGUUGAGUGCGUGUGAGGCAACGUGUGCAUUUCUUACAGGUUGUUCAGAUGUACUGACCUUGCUCCCAGUGCAUUAAUGAAACUACUCGUGACUUUCUGCGUCGGACUUUCCAGAGAGGAAACACAGAUUAGUCUGCGUGGGAAACCAGCGUGUAUCGUUUCCAGAAUUUCUCGGAAUUAAUAUCGCUGAAUCCGGGAUCACGUAUUGGCGUCUUGUGGAUCAUAUGGGGAGACUAUCAUUGGUUUGGUAAAAGCUGUAGUGAAAACGUGACUUCCUUGGCUGCGAUUGACCGUUGAGGUCGCUAUCCAUCAUUGGACUUACGAGCAUUCUCGACUUCACCGCCAAACGCAUUUGUUUUCUUCUUUCAACAAGCCUCGCAGUGCCAUUCCCAAACCAGGGACAAGAGUUGGUUUCUGAGGUGGCGAGGAGGGGAGAAGCGCACAGACAUGGACGACGAGUUGCAGGAUAUUUUGCUGAGGCUGGGCGGAGUCACAAGCUGGGACCAGUUAAGAGAAGCAGUGAGAGAUGCCGUAGGAAUCACAUUACAAAACACAGAAGACUUGGUGGUAUACCUGUCAGACAUUGCAACUGGAACAUUGGUUAGUCAGGAUGGCCUAGCUGGUGUGGUACACACGCUACCCAAGUCAGGCCUUGCAGGGAAAUGUGCUGAAGAGCAGCAUCUAAUUGUCGCCAAGGCGUUAGACAUUGAGGAUCCUCUCUGUGGCCUGCUACCCAGUGCAUCGCCCACGCUCCCGGAAAACAGAACAGUUGCUUGCAUCCCUGUGCUAGGGUCAGACAACGCCAGGCUGGUGGGCAUUAUUGCGGUUGUAUGUGAUGCUGUAUCAAGCAAUCAAGAAAAGAGACUAUCCCUGGUGGGAAGACAUAUUGCAGUGUGUGUUCAAAGACUUCACCAGAUGGCGACGCAGCAAAGGUUGCCGCCUGCCAGCACCACAACGCCAACUGCCUGUUCAGGGUCCCCUGACGGUGGGACGUGCAUGGGAUCGUCCUAUGACAAUGGCAUUCUACAGCUGUGUGCAGAGCUGCACGACAAUGACCCUGCAUCAAUGCAAACGAAGGUUGUUAAAUAUUUAGAGAGGCACACACAGUCAGAAUGCUGCGCGCUGUGGAUAGUGUCGUCGGAAGAUGCGACCGAAGUGUUUUGUCAGGUUUUGGGUAACAGGGUACUGGAGGAGGAAAUACGGAUCUUGAUACCACUGAGUUGUUUCAACACCGUGGUAACAGAGGAGAGAUCAAUCACACUGGACGAUAUCUCAGAGAACAGCAGAACAGAACUGGAACAGAAAAUGGACAUGAAGAUCAAGUCACUACUCUGUGUUCCCGUCAUCAACCAAGCCAGGUCAAAGGUUGUCGCCGUUGCCUGUUGUAUCAACAAAAUAGGAGCCCCAAGAUUUGGGCAAGCAGACGAGGAUGUAGUAAGACACUGUUUUCGCUACACAGUACCUGUCUUGACCAGCGUCAUGUCACUGCAAAAGGAGAGGCAACUCAAGCAGGAAACGCAGUCUAUGCUCCAAGUGGCCAAGAACCUCUUCACACAUCUAGAUGAUGUACGGAUAUUGUUGAGGGAAAUAAUGAUGGAAGCAAGGAACCUGACUCAGGCCGAGAGAUGUUCCUUGUUCCUGGUGGAGAACGAUGAACUCGUAGCCAAAGUAUUCGACGGCCAUGUCUUAGAUGAGAUGGGAGAGGUUCGGAUACCAAUCACUCAGGGCAUUGCUGGGCACGUAGCCACUACUGGCAAGAUCCUGAACAUCAAGGAUGCCUACUCGCACCCUCUCUUCUACCGCGGAGUGGACAACAGCACGGGCUUCAGGACCCGCAACAUCCUCUGCUUCCCCAUCAAGGAUCGCUCAAGUGAGUGUGCAGAAGGAGGCCAACCGGGCUGUCCCUCUGUGCUUCACAAGGACCCAUCACAGUUGAAAGACUGUUGGUGUGUUGGGGACGGUAAGCGCUGCUCCGAGCGUCAUGCCGUUGUUGGAAUUGCUGAGCUAUGCAAUAAAGUAAACGGUCUGUACUUUACGAAACAUGAUGAGGAGGUGGCCGCUGUAUUCUCAAUCUACUGUGGCAUCAGCAUUGUACAUAGUUUACUGUAUAAGAAGAUGAAGGAUGCGCAAUACCGCAGCAAGCUGGCCAAUGAGCUGAUGAUGUACCACAUGAAGGGUACAGAGGAGGACAUCAAGCCACUCUUGUCCAAGGAGUCGGUGCCUAAGCCCGAGUCCUUCCAUCCCCAGAUGGCAAGCUUCACCUACUCACCCAGGGGCAUCCCGGAUGAAGAGACCAUCCGCGCCACAUUGAGCAUGUUCUACGAUAUGGGCUUUGUGUAUCGGUACCGCAUCAGGCAUUCCACACUGGUCAACUUCUGCACGCUGGUCCGGCGAGGCUACCGGGACCCACCCUACCACAACUGGUACCAUGCCUUCUCCGUGGGCCACUUCUGCUUUCUCCUAUACAAGAAUCUCAACCAGCUCGAUAUGCUCAAGGAUAUUGAGGUCUUUGCACUUUUUGUGGCCUGCAUCUGCCAUGACCUGGACCACAGAGGAACCAAUAACAGCUUCCAGGUCCACUCGCAAUCAGUCUUGGCAGCCCUGUAUAGCUCAGAGGGAUCAGUCAUGGAGAGACACCACUUUGCUCAGGCUAUGUGCAUUCUGAACACUGAAGGCUGUAACAUUUUUGAGAACCUAUCCACAGAGGAUUACCAAACAGUCCUGGACCUGAUGCAAGACAUCAUCCUAGCCACCGAUCUGGCUCACCAUCUCCGCAUCAUCAAGGAACUCAAACAAAUGGCAGAAGAUGGCUACAAGGUAGAGGAUCCCCACUGCCACAAGUUACUGCUGUGUCUGCUCAUGACCAGCUGUGACUUGUCAGAUCAGACCAAGAACUGGCAAACCACAAAGAGAAUAGCGGAGCUCAUCUACAAAGAGUUCUUCACCCAAGGAGACUUGGAGAAGGCCAUGGGUAUGGAGACGCCUGAGAUGUAUGACCGAGAGAAAGCCUGCAUCCCUGAGCUGCAGAUCAAUUUCCUCAAUCACAUCGCUCUGCCAGUCUACCAGAUCCUGUCCAAGGUCAUUCCACAGUCCGGGCUGCUGGUGAAGGCAGUGGAUGCCAAUAAGACCAUGUGGCUGCGGCUGAAGCGGGAGAGUAGCCUGCGCAAGCUCAGCAGCGCCAACUCCAUCGACUUCUUUCAGAUCCCCUUCCGCAGCGAGAACGGGGCCGCGGAGUUUGGCAAGGGCCUCUCGGAGGAGACGGAAGAGGAGCUUGCCGAGGGAGAGGCGGAGCCAGGGAGGGGGUCAAAGGCAGGGGCUGUGGAGGACAUCAGCGAAAGGAAUAAUAACAACAAUCCGGGGCGGGACACCACUACCAAGUCCUCGUGACAGCGUAGAAGCACAGACUCAUUGGAACGGAACUCAGUGGAGUGGAACCCAUCUUGAUAUUUGCUUAUUUCAGUCAAGACACAACAGUGAUCCAGCCAUGACUUGCAAUCAAACAAGUUGGCCUUCAGCGAGACUCACAGCCCCAAUCUAGAGCAACUGCAUGCGGCCCGGGAGGUUCCAAUGUCUUAAUCUCAGGGUACACACUGCACAGUGGGUAUAGAUAUUGCACUUGUAGGUACAUAUACGUAUAGCACCUUGGAAUGUACAUUACUGGUGAUCGGGACAGCAUGAUGUUUCAGUUGAUAUGAUUUGUUUUAAUCUAGCAUGUUGGCACUGCACAACAUAGCAUGUUGUCAUGACUUUGACCUUCAGAAGUUGUGCUUAGCCAUGAAUAGACUCUCAAAAAUAAUUGGCAUUGUACAUGUUUAAGAGAUGGGGACCUUCAAAUGACUCAUCAGAAAACGUUUAAUUAAAAAGGAAUCAACAGAAACGCACAGAAUAAUAGCAAAUUGAAUAGAUCUCAGACAUGUUUCAGAGAGGUCGUGUGUUUUGUGAGUAAAGGCGUUUCACUUCACUAUGACAAUGUGUGCUUGUCCUCUUAUGACCUUUCAGGUUUAACGGUUUAUGCAUUAUAUUUGUGAAAUGUGUUAUAACUUUGGAUUUACAUGAUUGGUGUGAACAGGGCAGUAUUCAUUUUAUUUAGUGGUAUUUCACCUGUUGUUAUCACUUUAUUUGUGAGUAAUUAUAGGGCUUUUCAAAGUAAUCGUUGAGAGUAACUUUUUUCCAAUAUUUUUCUGUCAGAAACAGCAUGAUUUGGAAAUCUUUAUGCUAUCCUUAUGCCCGAGAGACAUUGCUAAAUGCGCUGUUUUAUUCCAUUUAGGAUUUUUUAGAACAUGGUAGCUAUGAUAACCUUUUUUCUCCUGCUUCAAGCAAAAUGAAAUGAACAGCAAAUAAAACAGAGUCAUUUGGUAUUGAUGUUUUAAACUGCUGAGGCAGAUUAAAAGUGACCGACAGAGAUGAGUCGACCACACGCCAAGAAACUGUUUUCGCUUACUGAAACAUUUGGAAUGAUGAAACAAUCCCCUUCAUGCAGCAAUAAUGAUAUACCUGAAGUUUAAGUUCCUGUGCAUAUUUAUACAUGAACCUUUAACUAGCCAGGUUUGCCCAGUUUAAAUGUCUAAAUUUUCGCCUGUUUCAGCGAUCCAGCAGUUUUCCAUUGUAGUUACAUUUGCCGUUGAUGUAUGAUGUGUUUUACCGAAACGAUUUCCAAGUGAAAAUCUGUCACCUGUGCCCUUUUGAGAGAAACCUUACAAUGAUACUACCGAAAUGAAGGCAUUGUGUAUUAUAAUGUAAAUACCUGUAAAAUCUUGUGUCAGAAUAUACAGUUAUGGGGAAAAAAAUAUAUCGUACUGUUGCCAUAAAAUGGUACUAUUUCCUUGUUUCACCGUCUUUUAUAUUAGAAGCUAGAACUUCUCAUUCUUUUGUAAAUGUGUGUGUUUAUUGUACAAGGCUAACUAGUUGACGUACAUGUAUCACCGGAAAUCUAGGAGAUAAAGGGACAAGUGGGUUGUGCGUGGUAGACCGACUUGAAUUAGAACCCGAAGUCCAAAAUGUUCUGGAAGAAUUGUUUUUCUCACAGCAGGCAUAAUCGACAGUUACCUCCGUGCACUUGCAACAUUUUCGAAACAUUUUAAAAGUAGCUUUGGGAAAGAAGGCACUGCGUGACUUGACAGAAUAUUCAAUGUUUAAAUUUGCAACAGAAACCUACUUGUAGAGCACAACAUUCUUCACUAAUUAUUUGUGAAUUAAAACAAACAAAACAAAGUGAGAUCUGUUAGUAACUUCCUAUGCAAGCAAUGGGAUGUGUGUAAUUUAAAAAUUCCGACGGAAUCCGGAAGGAAUUGUAUAGAGUAAAUACAGCAUUUCUAUUGAGAUAUGUUUGCAUUGCUUGUCUGUAGAUGGCUAGUGAAAGUUUAUUCGAGUAUACAUACCAUCUAAUUUGUACUGUCAGGUUCUGUAUGCUUCGUACAUUACCUCCGUGACAAUAACAAAAGGUCAUGUUUCCUAAAGGUUUCGAGUAAUUAACCGUAGCUUCGUCAUUUUCACAGAAAAAGUGGAAAGUUUGUAGUAAUCAAUUCAUUUCAAAAUGGAGGGGAAAUUGAAGUCAUAUAAACAAACAAACAAACAAACUAACUAACUAACAAAAACUAAGCCUGACAGCAGGGGGAAGGUUGAUAAACAUCCUAGCCAGUGUUAUACCUUGAUGGAAAGAAGAACAGAUUUGAUAGACUGCCUUUGUGUUCAUAAAAAAUGACAAAAACAAGUUAGUGACUUAAUUGUAAAUAGUUUAAAAGUCUGCUUUAUGAACUGAGAAGAUUCUAUUAUGACUUAUGGCGUUGAAGCAACUGAGCACAUUUUUGGGAGUUUGAUGAUUCAAUUUUACUGAUCAGUUGAAUGUUGAGAAGAGUUUACAUCGAGCAUGCCAUGUUCUGGUGACUUGUUUUAUAAAAAAACAUUGAGGUUCCUCUCUGAAAUAGAAUAAAUGUUCUCACACCUUAAAUUGAUAUCGCAGUGGUAUCAGACACUUAGUUUUUAAAUUUGAUGUGUUGAGAUUCGAGAUUGCAAUUUUGUUUCACAAGGAGUACUUCGCGAAGAGAGCUAGAAAAUUGUAGUGAUUACUGGGGAAAAAAAGAUGUCUGUGUGAAAGUAUGAAACAUGGCGUUAGCACAGAAUUAACCAAGUAUUUUGUUCUCUUAAAGUACAAUUGGAAACUAAUGUUCACCAGUUGCAUACUUUAUUAGAAAUACAUUGAAACAUUCAAAGGAUAUCUGAAGAAAUGUUUUUCGUUGUAAUAAUUGGUGUUAGUUGAAACACUACAAUUAUAAAGAGAUGUUAGGUCUGUAAUAAAUUCCUGCAAUACCGAACUGCUCAUUGAGGAAAACUUACAAAAGUACAUGUUUUAGGCAUAGUCAUAUGAAAAUUGUUUUAACAGGAUACUUGUGUGAAUUACAUAAAAUUUAACAAAGAUGAAAUGAUUCUGUCGAUGAUUAUGUACUAUUAAAAGAUGUUCUCUUUUAAGGCAAUAACAUAAUUUUUUAGUAUUAAAGAUACGUUUGGAAUUGUUGGUCACAGUGUUAUAUUGACCGCCCGUUUUGGAAUCUUGACUUUUCACUCUUUGUGAGAGAAAGCUGUUGACUUACUUCAACUCGGAUUGCAGGACAGUGCAUUAAUAGUAGGUACCUACCCUGCUUCUGCCUUCAACUUUGACCUUUUUUAUGGAAGUUGAUGAGAACUUGUUGCUUGGGUUUACUUUGAUGUAUUUGUGAUUCAAAUUAUCUGACCUGUCUUGUCGCUCAUCGUUUCAUGGAACAGGCUUCUUUCGCUGAAAUCGUUCAAGGGGGAACUUUUUUGCUGUAGAUUUCAACUUAGCUGUGACCGUUGCAAAAAUAUUUUAUUUUCCUGGAAUUCUUAAUGUUCUAUAAAGAGUCACCCUGCAGUCACUUUAUAUUUAAACGUUUUGUUACUUUCUACUUACCUUUGGCAGAAUUUCUGUUCAUUUUAUUAUGUUUGUAGAUAUUUUAGUGCAAAACCAGCUGCUUGAAAUGAUUUUUUUUUUAAAAUCAAGACACAACAUUUUCUGUACAUAAUGACCCUGUUUUGUUACGAAAAAAUUUAUGGUCGUGUAAUCUGAUUGAUUUAUUGAUUUGGGGUCGUUAUACAAUAGUGUGUGUUUCCUAGCGGGUCAAAUAUUAAGAGAUAUAUUGUUUUCUUAUAAAAAUCAUUUAUAUUUAUGGGUUGAAAUAAUAUUUUAUUUGCUUAUAAAUAUGUUUCCUUUUUAAAGAAACUAUUCUCGUGCAUUUUUUUGAGUAAGAAAGAGGGACAUAUUCAAAUAUGGUCCACUGAAAUUAAAAUGAAUAAAUGUCUUGUAGCUGGCCAGACAAACAAGCAUUAUUACUCAUUGUGGAGUUUCAAAGCUGCAGAGUAGUGCUUGACAUUAAAUGCCAUGUGUAUGGGGACAUCAAUUUGCCAUUGUUAGGCUGUUCAAUUCAGUAAGGUACGAUGCAAUUAAGUCCAUCCUGUCUGCCAUUUCUGAGGAAUUCUUAUGUAGGGUAUUCCAGUGUGCAAGAAAAACUUAAAAAGACUGCAAAAAUGUAGCUUAUACACAUUGAAACCUGCCAUAGAACCUGAUCCAGUCCUUUUCCAUUUAUUCCACUUAGUAGACCUCUGUCGUGGGGCAGCCAUCUUGCUUUUCUACCAUUUAAAGCAAUGUAACCAAGCUGAGGCUGGAUGGAAAAAUAGUCUGUUCCCUUUAUUCAAUGUGUGACGUUGUAUUAGUUUUGCCAAUGCGUCUACAGGGAACAAGACAAACAUGGCAGCAUCAUGACAAAAGUUUACAUUGAGAAAAAGCCUCUAGUCAUAAAGUUAUUGAAGUUAUUCACAGCUUACACACCUCAUGUAGGAUAAUAUCCUGUACAUAUUCUAUUCCACUGAUAGUACUAUUUGUAAAUGUUAGCUUUAUUUCCACUUCCCUACUGUACAAAUGAAACUGAGGCGUUGUUACUACGUGGUGUUUUAUUAUUGACUUGUUAAUAUUGAGAUAUAUCCUUAGAUGAAACAUUGUUCAGAUUUUUAUUAGACUGAUUGGCAGUUUGGGACGUUAUUUAUUCGAAUGUUAAAUACAAGCAUUUGGUGAAGACAGAAAAUGAA